Molecule: messenger RNA, 1572 nt
Organism: Syzygium oleosum
Lineage: Eukaryota; Viridiplantae; Streptophyta; Magnoliopsida; Myrtales; Myrtaceae
Product: zinc finger CCCH domain-containing protein 11-like
Exons: 8
Coding region: 134-1261 (375 amino acids)
Biological process (GO): cytoplasmic translation
Cellular component (GO): cytosol
Molecular function (GO): mRNA binding; metal ion binding
Source: RefSeq, a predicted model, not a curated record
AUCACCUCCUUCACGUCUCCUCUUCUGCUUUUGGUAGACACUCCAUCGGAGAAAGCCUCACUCCACUCAACCUCGGAAGCGGAAGCUGAUUCUUAAGGAAGCUUGGGCCGAUUGAUGCGGACGAGAUCGAGGGAUGCCGCCAAAGCAGGCCGCGAAGAAAGCCGACGUGGCGAAGAAGCAGAAGAUGGUCGAGGACAAGACCUUCGGGCUCAAGAACAAGAACAAGAGCAAGAACGUCCAGAAGUACGUGCAGACCCUCCAGCAGUCGGUGCAGCCCAAGACCGAUCCUUCCAAGAGCGCCACGAAGAAGAAGAAGGAAGAAAGUAAGGCGAAAGAUAAGGAGCUCAACGACUUGUUUAAGAUUGCCGUGAGCCAGCCCAAAGUGCCUGUUGGUGUUGAUCCCAAGUCCAUCGUGUGUGAGUUCUACAAGGCAGGGCAGUGUGCCAAAGGUUUCAAGUGCAAAUUCUCGCAUGAUUUGAAUGUUCAGCGCAAAGGAGAAAAGAUCGAUCUUUACAGCGACAAACGGGAUGAUGGUACAAUGGAGGAGUGGGAUCAAGAGACUUUGGAGAAGGUUGUUGAGUCAAAGAACAAGGAGUAUAAGCAGAAUAAGCCCACUGAUAUCGUGUGCAAGUACUUUUUGGAAGCAGUGGAGAAGAAACAGUAUGGUUGGUUCUGGGUUUGUCCAAAUGGUGGGAAAGACUGCCACUACAGGCAUGCACUUCCUACUGGAUAUGUCCUGAAAUCCCAAAUGAAAGCUUUGCUCGAAGAAGAGAGCGAAAGGACGCCUCUCGAGGAAGAAAUUGAGAAUCAGCGUACCGAGUUGACUACUUUGACUCCUCUGACUCCCGAAUUGUUCGGGAUAUGGAAGAAGAAAAAGAUUGCAGAGAGAGAUGCUCGCUUAGCGGCACUUAUAGAAGAGAGGGCUAAGAAUGACCGGAUGAGUGGCCGAGAGCUAUUCCUGUCCAAUUCAAGCUUGUUUGUCGAUGAUGUUGAGCUAUUCCUGUCCAAUUCAAGCUUGUUUGUCGAUGUUGUUGAGGCAUGUGAAAAGCACUUGAGAGAGGAACAAUCUCGCGUCAUCAGGAAGCAGGUGGAUGGCAAUUCGGUUGGAGACGGACCUAGUGCCUCGUCGACAGAAGUUGGCGAAGGUGAAGUCCUUCCGAGCGAGGAUGAGGACGAGCUGGAUACUAAUGAACUUGACGAGCUCGAGGCUAGCCUGUCGAGAACAGCCAUAGAGAUUCAGGAGCCCCGUGUCGGAGCAUAGACUGUGAACUCUAAAAUGUUCUUCAAAUCUCCAGCUCGCUCAGAUUCUCGAUUAGCUGCGACCUGCAGGCGCAAUUUGCCAGCGUUUAUCGUAAAACCAGUUUUUUCACUUCAUUCCUCCAGUGGUACACAUGUACUUAGGUACUAUGGCUUUAACAAAUGGAAGGUAACUCUGGGCUGAAUCAACAUGGCGAAUCGCACUUCUUUGUUACAAUUCGUUUUGGCAGCGAUCAUAGGUGCACGGACACAACCAGACAGAGCAGUUUUAUAUGUGUAUUUACCGCACGAGAUCAUCCACCAUGUUUCUUCUUC